UCUGUCACGGGCCAUGCCCUUUUAUGAGCUUUGCUUAUUACACCGCAGCUGUGGCAAGCGAUGGAUUUAAAAGGCGCAACACGGACGUAACUGCGUCACGUGAUUAUCCCCGGCUAACGCGGGUCCGAAGCCAGUUCAGAGUUGCCAAAGAGACGCGACGGAUGUGGGCGGAGUCUCAGCCAGGACCAUCCAGAUGCAGACCAGGUUACUGCACUUACUGCAGAGUCGUCUACAACGACCUCGAUCAGCACCUGGCCAGUCUCAGACACCUGGAUUGUGUCCGAGAGUCCUCCAGGGGCUCCGCCGAUUCCACUUGUUCCUUUGCUGACAGCAGCCAAGCCAAAGGAACUCUGCUGGAGCGAUUCCUGCAGGAUGUCCUGUUGCACCACCCACACUGCUACAAUGACCCCAGACCGUCUCACGCGGACCUCCCGUCCAUCUGCGCUCCGCUUAUGCCAAGGGAGGAGCUCGAUGAAGUCUGUUUCUCUGGUGACGACGACUUGUCGUUGGGUACGCGCGAGCGCCUGCCCAGCUCGAACAACGUGUCGACGAAUCAGGAAGAAGAUGCCGGUGGUCCUUGUUGUCAAUUGGAGAAGAGACUAUCGGAGGGGGCGGGUCAGGAGAGGCCUUCGACUCAUGGAAAAGAGCAAGAGGAGGCAAGGACCAUCGACUCAAGGCAUACAACUGUGCCUAAACAUCGGGCUCCUCUUCCUGCGCACGGGAAGGCACACAGGAAGAUUGACAGGAGGAAAACCAGCAAGCCCCCGACGCCCGUCCCUUCAUCCGAGGCGCCACACGCAGACGCGUGCCCCUUGCCUCACUCUGUGCCGCAGCCUUGGCACAGCUGGCGGAAGGAGCGGUGGGCGGCUUUCAAAGAGGAGGCCUUUGGCACGCUGCGCGGUGACCUCGUGGACCAAACUAUUGAGGAGGUUAUCCAAACAUGUUGCCAUGGCGACAGUUUGACUUCCUUUCCGCUCGAGGAGACAGACAGCUUUCACGUCAGUCUGCCUCGCUCGCUUCAAACACAGAGUGACUGGGACUCCCCCGGACAGGUGGAUUCAUGUGUCCCGCCGGUACAGACGCCGUUGAGGGAUUUCAGCCAUCUGACUGACGUUCGGGUGGAUUUGACAGACCAGGUGUACUCCCAUCAGCUGGAAUCGGUCCUCCACAGCAAACGGCGACCGGUCCAACACGGGGUAUGCAGGACGGAACCGAGAGAAGUGCCGGAGUCCUUCAAAGGGAAGACUUGGUCCCAGAUCGAAGAGGAAGAUGAGAAGAAGGUUGAUGACCUGGUCCGACAGUUCAGACAAGGUCGUUUUGUCUGCUACUUCGACAGUGAAUCCCUCGCCAGGUGCGGCACCAGAAGCAAAAACGUGAACGGACCCGAUCAGACAGCGGCGGAGUCGGACAUGGGUCUUCUACCUUUGCUCGACCAUGAUGAGGAAGAAGUUCCAAGAAGGCGGGACUUCAGAAUGGCCUCCAGGUGUCAGGUGGUGAAAGUGAGUCAUGCCACUCAGACUGUCCGUUUGGUCGUCCCGACUGUCUGCCAACCAGCCCUAGAGGCCACGCCCACUCGCGUCCAUGCAGGCGAUCAGGCGGGAGCGAAAAAGACUCCUGAGGCACAGUGGUCUCGCCUCCCGCCCUCAUACUCACCCGUCAUCACGCCGCUGCAGCCGAGCACGUCUCUGGUCUACCUUCUCUGCUCCCCUACUUUUCCCGGCACCGCCCACACACCCGCCACAAGCCCCACCUCCAAACGCAGCAGGAAAAGACAACGGCCACCUGACUUUCACAGGCAGAAGGUCAAAUACAAACAAUUUCCCCUGCGCUUUUAUGACCACCGCACCAAUCGCAUCAUCAAGAACCCGCCCAAAAGUUUCAAGGUGAGUCAAAGCCCCGCCGCUUCCAACCCUUUGCCGCCAUGUGUACGUCAGCUGUUUCGAAGUCUGAGCCCGGACCUGAACACAGAGAGGUGGUCCGGGGAGGGUGGCUCGGAUUCUCCCAGGGUCAAAAAUCAGAAGCCGUCAAGCACUCCCAGCACAGAUUCAGCACGGACUCAUAAACACGAAACCUCUCCUCUGGUGCAUCGAAGUAGGUCUGAGGAGCCAAGAAUAGGUAGCGAAGAAAAGCCACGGCCCCCCAAGAGGAGGGUGAGAGUUCAGACCACACCUCCACCACCCAGGAGAUGUGGACUCCGUCGAAAGGACUCUGCAUCCCUGUCCCUUUCAGAGCCAAACCUCGGGCGAGGAAGGUCUCAGAGGAGGAGGUGCUGUGUAAAGACUCCAAAGUAGCACAGUUGUUACAACGCCAACACUUAGGGACCAUUUCAAAAUAAAAAAAAUAUAAAUAAAAAAAGGGAAUUU
Messenger RNA from Hippocampus comes (tiger tail seahorse), 2363 nucleotides. RefSeq names its product zinc finger, DBF-type containing 2 (gene zdbf2). NCBI's taxonomy places the organism in Eukaryota, Metazoa, Chordata, Actinopteri, Syngnathiformes, Syngnathidae. The record is from RefSeq and is a predicted model, not a curated record. The transcript has 8 exons. Bases 24 to 2291 code for a protein of 755 amino acids. Gene Ontology annotation, molecular function: zinc ion binding; nucleic acid binding.